Schistosoma intercalatum is the source of this 1968-nucleotide messenger RNA. The record is from the annotation of a GenBank genome assembly. Lineage: Eukaryota; Metazoa; Platyhelminthes; Trematoda; Strigeidida; Schistosomatidae.
AUUACUGAAAAGGGAAUACAAGAAGACAGACGUUUUAUACUACUAUUAAAGUAGUAUCCAUUAUCUACUGAUAGAUAUAUUUUUUAUCCGAUCCGAUUGAUUCAAUGUUGAAUUGAUUCAACUUAUUCAUCAUAAUACAUGGAUUCAUUUACCGAGAAAAUGUUUUCUACGAACUCGUUAACAAAUAACAAAGGUUGUUUAGAAGAAACAUCCAAUUCAGUUGAAAAUAUUCAACGAACAUUUUCUGAAACAACAACACUAUCUUUACAGAACCAACUAGAUCAGUCUUCAGAAAAUAAAGAGUACAAUUUGAAUUUAAUCUCCUGUAUUACUGAGUCUGAUGAUAAAGAGAAUCAAGAAUUUACUGGAUCAAGAAGAAUGUUGAUUCCUUAUGAAAUUAUGAGUAAUCAUGAAUGUUUACCAGAAAGUCAUUAUGAAAAUGAUCAGUGUUUUCCAAAUUCACUUCAUCAUUAUGAUUUUUGGACGUUGAAUAAUAGUUUGCAUUCAUCAUGGCCAUCAAUUGAAGUAGAUCAAUUAGCAAAUUGGUUGAUUGAGAUGAAAUCAAUGAUUGUAAAAAAAUCAUUUACUUUUCCAAAGUCAAUAUGUACAUUAUCACAUUCCUUUUCGUCCAACUCAUCAUCAUCAUCAUCAUCAUCAUCAUCACGUUCUUCGUAUUCUUCUUCUUCUUGCUCUUUUUGUUCUUCUUGUCCUUCCUCAUCAUCUUCAGAAUUUACUGGACCUAAUGAAGAACAAUUGAAUGGUAAAUGUAAUAAGAAAUCAAAAUGUUGUUUACUUGACCUGAGAUAUAAACAUAAACUUCCAAAUCAACAAAAAAUGUUCACUUUAUCAAAGUCGAAAAUGAAUCCUAAACGUUUCGUGAUUAUCGAUUGUCGUUAUCCAUAUGAAUAUAAUGCUGGACAUAUUUUUAGUGCUAUUAAUUUAUCAGAUUGGCCAAAUCUUUAUAAAUAUUUUUUUGGUAUAAAACAACAAUCUAUUGAAACUACUGAAAUGGAUUUAAGUAACUCAUUAUAUUCAACGGAACAACUGAUUAUUCCAAAACCAUCUCAUACUAUAUUUAUAUUAUAUUGUGAAUUUUCUACAAAACGUGCACCACAAUUAUUUUAUCUCUUGCGUAAUCAUGAUAGAGCAUUACAUUUCACUUCAUAUCCUGCAUUAAAAUAUCCAUUUGUUUAUAUAUUACAUGGUGGUUAUUCAACUUUUUAUAAAAAUUAUCCAUAUUUAUGUGAACCUUGUUAUUAUUUACAAAUGCAUAGUAGACCAGAUCUUUUAAGUAUUUGGCAUAAACAUUGUAAACUGGUUAAUAGACAAUCGAUGAAUUCUAAUUCACAAGUAUAUCCUGAUAAAAAUCAUAAUGAAGUGUUAAACACACACACGCACAUCAAUCAAUCAACGAAUCGAAACAUUAAAGUACCAUUCAAAAGUAUUACCAAUCUCUUUCAACAAGAAGAAAAAAAUUUAUUUCAUUGAACCAAAACUUAUUAACUUACUUAUGUCCGUUACUCCUUAUGGAAGAGUAUAAGUCACCUAGCAACAUUCUCAAUCCAACCUUGUCUUGAUGAAUCUUUUCCAGUUCUUUUCAAUUGUUAUUCUUUUUUUCAUGUCUGUUUCCAAGUUCCGACAUAGUGUAUUCUUCGACCGUCUUCUUCUCCUUCUUCUUCUUCUUGUAUGUUUCCCUUCACGAUUCCAUGUUAUCGCUUGUCUCAUGAUGUAGUUCGAUUCCAGUUCAAUACUAUUUACUUGUUACUUAUUUAUUUUACAAUUAUUUUCAUCUCAUUUCUUCUAUUCAUAAUGAUUAAUAUAAGUAAUAUCGAUUCAAUUCAUUUUGAUCGAAAAGUUUUCUCUCAAACGGAAUUCAUUAACAUUGCAACCUAUUCAACAUUGAAUAUGUUUCUUUUAUUUCAAUCAUUAUUAAUGUCUUUGUUUAAAUAUAUUUUCCUUUCAUUUUCA